Molecule: messenger RNA, 4752 nt
Organism: Asterias rubens (European starfish)
Lineage: Eukaryota; Metazoa; Echinodermata; Asteroidea; Forcipulatida; Asteriidae
Product: DNA polymerase nu-like
Exons: 25
Coding region: 224-3328 (1034 amino acids)
Biological process (GO): double-strand break repair; DNA-templated DNA replication
Molecular function (GO): DNA-directed DNA polymerase activity; DNA binding
Source: RefSeq, a predicted model, not a curated record
UCCUCCAAGACUAGUUGGUUACAGAUCUCUGGAUCCAACUGUAGUUGGGCCGUCCCAACUGUAACACUCAAGUUGGGCGGGACAAUUAUAAAGUUGGGAUGAAACCUCAUCACGUCCGUCCGUCUGCUAGCUAGAAAGUUAGUUGUUCCAGAAGUUCCAUGGUUCUUCUGACAGAAACUGUAAAUUGGUUUUCUGUGUACUGUCUGCUGAACAACCUCCUGCAAUGUCCCCAGUAUGGACUCCCCUCAAGACGCCACCAGAGCCUGAUGAUAUCCACAUGAUGUCCGAUGAUGCAUGGACUAUACUACAUGCUCUGCGUGAGGCUCAUAGAAAAAGAGAAGAAGCGAGACAGCAGAGACUAGUCCCUUUAGAUCCGAAGUCAUAUUACAAGACCCUCUACCAGGAAAGUUUCAAAGAUGAAAAUCCCUCUCAGGAUGCUAUCAAAGCUGAGAGCUCAGAGAGAAGUGUUCCAAGUAGAGCUGAGGUGGUUGAAGGCUCGACAGAGAUUAAGAGUGAGGAUAUAUCAUCUCAGAAUCCUUCUUUGUUUAGUGUUGGCAUAGAGCAAGCUUCUAUCCCUUCAUCGACACGAAGAGGUACCCAUCAGAUAGGAUUUACAAAUGCAGGAGGAUACAGUAAGGAUGCUGAUUGGCAUAGGCUAGAUGGUGGCCACCACAAAGGACUAGAGUCUUCUAGGGUUCAUAGGUCAGAUUUUGAGAGAGAGGCCAGCAGUGGUGAGAAUGCUAGGUACACUGCUUCAUCGACAUGUAGUAAUCCACCACAGUUAAGAUCUGAUCCUCAUGGUGCUCCACUUAUCGGCAGUGUACCUGUUUCAUCCCAGCUUUCAAACAGCCCUCCGAUCGACACAAAUUAUUAUCUGGAGUUCCAACAAACAGUUGAGGAGUCCAGCAGGGACCUAACUAGGAAUCCAGAGCAUAUUGAGGGUAGUAGUGAUCUUAGUUUAAUGAAAACCUUAGGAAACAGUGGUUCAGUUAGUAAUCUCUUAGAUAAGAAGGACAUAGUUCAUCCUGCUAGAAGAGCUAGAAACACUGAUGGAGAUGGAGAGUUAGCCUUUCAUCAAGACGCUGUUAGUGUAGAAAAGCAACACCCAGGAGUAGGGCAGUUUGUUGAAGUAGUGGCAUCCAAGCUUCCAGUGGCUGGAUUAGAGACUAGAAUUACAUCAGGAAAUAAACAAACAUCUGAUCAGACUGUACUAAGACAAGUUGACUUGAAGAGGAAGGCCUUUGACAGCUCAACGUCACAUCAGCAAGAUGUGCCUUUGAAGGUCAAGAAUAGUCGUGAGCUCCAAGGCCUACAGUCUAACAUCAACAAGUCAGGGCACCCUACACUUGAUAAGCUGUUUGGUGGUUCUACUUCUAGCAUCACUUCAACAACGAUGUGUAGUAAGGAAGAUGGAAUGAUCAAGAGUGUUGCCGGAAUGACAGUCAGAUCAAGGGUUGAAGUUUGUGAGCGAUUGAUUGAAGUAGAUGAAGUUUACAUGUGUCUUGUAUACAGAGAUGGAUCAUCUCAGUUAAGAGAACCCCAAAGUUCAUCAAAUAAGAAGCGUUGUAUUGGACCCAGUGAUGGUGCUGCUGAGUGUCUGGUGAUUACCUACACCGAGCAAGGAGGAACAGGUGUGAGGAAAACAAUGAGUCAACUGGAGGGGAUUUCCCUACCACUCAAAAUUGCUGACAUCGAAGUGCACCAAUGGAGCAGGGAAACUCUUCUUAAUGUAAUGAGUAAUGAGUCAAUCCAGAAGAUUUGCUUUGAUGCUCAGGAGAUGAUUCAUGCAGUUCUUGUAAGCUUCAAUCUGGACCCUGUGACAGUAGCUUCCAAGUGGCUGGUGUUUGAUCCUAAAGUGGCUGCUUGGCUCCUAGACGCUGAUCAUCCACCAAUCACAUUCACCGAUCUACUCACCACGUACCUGCCUGAUUAUAAGAAAUGUUCAGCUACCUACAACGACCUGGCCUUACUUGGAUCCGUUAUGAAGCAUUUAUUCCCCCGUUUGAAGGAGGCUAACCUAUGGCAGCUGUUCCAAGAUGUAGAGAUGAGACUGUGCCCGAUCCUAGCAGCAAUGGAGGUUCAAGGAAUUUCUGUGCAUUCAAAGACAUUGGUUCAGUAUGCUGAGAUACUGCAGAGUAAGAUCCUGCAAGUAGAGCAAGAAACCUACAAGGCAUCGGGUCAUUCCUUCCAGAUUGCUAGUCACACUCAACUAAGACAUGUUUUGUUUGAAGAGCUGCACCUUGACAAGCUGUGCCAGGGGAAGAAGCUAGCACGGACAAAUGUCUUGAACCUGAAAUCAACUUCAGAAACCGUGUUGAAUAAACUGCAGUCACUGCAUCCCUUGCCAAAGUUAGUGCUGAGAUACAGACAGCUUGUCAAACUCAAGUCAACCUACGUUGAUGGACUACUAGAAAGUGUUGACCAUGGUUAUAUACAUACCAGCUGGGAACAGACGGCUGCAGCGAGUGGUCGUUUACAGUCUGCUAAUCCAAAUCUUCAGAAUAUCCCAAAGCAGUCGGUUGUUGUUGAGGGGACAGUCAACGAUAAAGAGCAACAUGGAUGUGUCUCAAUCCUCGCCAGGAAGCCAUUUGUCAGUCACACUGGCUGGUCAUUCAUUGCUGCAGACUUUCAGUCAAUAGAGCUUCGUCUACUUGCCCAUCUGUCCAAUGAUCCUGUCUUACUUCGAGCAUUCAAUAAGAAAGACUGCCAAGAUAUCUUUGCUGAGUUAACCUCCCAGUGGCUGGGGAUACCAAGCACAGAGGUCACCACGUUACAACGAGAAAAGACAAAGAGAAUUGUUUACUCCGUCAUCUAUGGAGUGGGUCCUGACAAGUUGGCCGAGACACUGAGCGUGAGUAGAGAAGAAGCAAAGACCUUCACCAAGAGUUUCCUCAGUACAUUUCGUGGUGUGAGUUCUUUCACAAGGUCCUGCAUCUCCUGCUGUCAGCGUCACGGCUUCGUUCAGACCAUUCUCAAGAGACGUCGUCUUAUACCGAACAUCAACUCAUGUAACUUUCACGUCCGCUCUCAUGCUGAGAGGCAAUGUGUCAACUUUGUGGUCCAAGGUUCAGCAGCUGAUGUAUGUAAGGUAGCUAUGAUUCAAGUGGUACAUGCACUGGCAGCCAGACCAACACUCAAAGCAAGACUUUUAGUACAGAUUCAUGACGAGCUGCUCUUAGAGGUCGCAGAUCAGGAUGUUGAGCAGGUCAAAGGUAUUCUUAAAGCCAAGAUGGAGGUGACAGAGUUUAACUUUGGAUCUGGAGUCCACCUGCAGGUGCCGUUGCCAGUGUCAAUAAGUACAGGGACAAAUUGGGGUCAACUGGAGUAGCACAGUAGCUGUUCCACUGCUUGUUAUACAACUCCAACCACCGCCACAUCCCACGCCAUUCUCUGCCCACUCUUUCCAGCAAUGAACUGUAUGGAUACUCUAGCUGUACAAAAACAUUGAUGACAUCUUCGAGGUUAGGGAAGUUUGCUCAAAAAGCUUACAGCGGUUUUCUGUUAAAACACUAGAGGACCUGUUCUCUCCUUGUGGUCGGGCUGGCUGGUUCAAUGCUGGAAAAACAUUCCUAUUUAAUAUGAAUUGAAUGAAACAACAGUAUACAAAUAUAACAUGGUUUGAGGCUGAAUAUUCCCUGGAGUUGACAAACUAGUUUGACAAACUAGUUUGUCAACUUUAAGUACCGAGGGAGCUCAUAUUUACUGUCCACCAGAAAUAAACCAUGUUAUAUUUGUUCGACUAUACUUCAUACAUAUUCAGUUACCGGAACAAUAUUAUUUUGAGCAAGGUGAAAUGACGACUGAAAUAAAAUGCACCAUGAUAAGUUUUUUCAUGUGUUGAAUGUUGCUAUAGCGAUGUUCGCGCGUGUCUACAACACCCGGGGAACAGUUCCACGAUCGUAAAGCGCAUGACAAGUAGAUUAUUGCCCAGGAAUUAUUCUUCUUGUCAUGCGCAUUUACUAUGUGCGUGAAUACUCGCGUAGUUCAGUUCCAUUAAGAUGUAUAGAAAAGCACUUACUCUUUGCAAUCGAAAGCAAUCUUAAUGACUACUUUGUAAAUAUUAUGCCCUCUUUAAUUAUCUUUUCAUCCAAAAUAAACAUUUUAAGACAUGGCACAUGUUUGUAUCAAUAGUUGAAUACGUAGUAGUUUAAUUAGUACUGUAUACAUUCCACCAUACAAGUUAUUUACAUAUUGUGUUUAAACAAUACUAAGAAUUUCCAUUUGAAUAAAAUAUUAUCACUGUUUAACUCUUUCCUAUAAGUAAUUUGGCUUUGUGUUUCUUGUUCUAAUUGACAAAAGGUUUUGUGUGUAAUGAUAAGAUAAAAAAAAUAGUUUUAAACAAUUUUUUUAAACAAUUUCAUUAAAAAUUAAUUAAGUAUGAAUACAUGUUUUAUCCAUAAUUCAUAUAAGCUAUUAUUGUCUUUUUAGCUACUUUUGUGGUUUAUUAUGCAAAAUUGAAUGUUGCCACAUUUUUUUACCAUUUAAUGCCAAACUGUUAAAAUUGAGUUACUCCUUUUGACUGGAAUACUGAUUCAACGGAAUUCAUUUUCAAAUUAAAUUAAAUGAACCUGGUGUUUAACUAUAAAAAAAGUUUUGCUAAAAAAUAAUUAAUGGGCUUAAUAUUUAUCACUCUUCAAAUAUUCUUAAGUCCUCUCUAACCCAAUCGCUUUACUCAUUAAAAAAAACAGCCUUGCAUGUGCACAGAAAGGACCAAAAAACAUGCUUAAAAUCUUGAAUUGUAAUAAAAAAAAA